Molecule: messenger RNA, 489 nt
Organism: Encephalitozoon intestinalis ATCC 50506
Lineage: Eukaryota; Fungi; Microsporidia; Unikaryonidae
Product: mitochondrial sulfhydryl oxidase
Exons: 1
Coding region: 1-489 (162 amino acids)
Cellular component (GO): mitochondrion
Molecular function (GO): flavin-dependent sulfhydryl oxidase activity; flavin adenine dinucleotide binding
Source: RefSeq, a predicted model, not a curated record
AUGAAGAGAGAGAAGGGGUAUGGAAAGAUCUUAGCAGUACUGAUUGCAGCAUGGAUUAUAUAUAGAUGCUACGAGUUUGUAGCAGGAAAUAGAGAAAAGAAGAUUUCCAACCUAUCCUCCUGGAAUGGAGUUAGGCUUGAAGACUUUCAGGUGAGGAAGAUGAACAAGAAGGAGAUAAGAGAAAGGCUGGGAAGGGCUACAUGGACACUACUCCACACAAUGGGGUCGAGAUAUCCAGCGUCGCCAAGCUUCCAGCAGAAGAAAGAUACCCUAAGCUUCAUUCAUCUCCUGUCAUCUCUGUUUCCCUGUGGUGAGUGUACUAAGCACUUUCAAAAGCUGAUUCAAGAUCAUCCUCCAAGAGUUGGAAGUGGUAAGGAAUUCAAGACAUGGCUGUGCGAGGUCCACAACAUAGUUAACGAGAGACUUGGAAAGACUAUUGUUGAUUGCAGGACCGUUGAUGAGAUUUGGCAGUGUGGAUGCGAGGCCUAG